Molecule: messenger RNA, 2157 nt
Organism: Talaromyces rugulosus
Lineage: Eukaryota; Fungi; Ascomycota; Eurotiomycetes; Eurotiales; Trichocomaceae
Exons: 3
Coding region: 1-2157 (718 amino acids)
Cellular component (GO): cytosol
Molecular function (GO): asparagine synthase (glutamine-hydrolyzing) activity
Source: RefSeq, a predicted model, not a curated record
AUGUGCGGGAUUUCUACUUGUAUUUUGAUCAAUGGCCACAGUAACAACACCGCUUGCAACGUGGAAACCAACGGCGAUCAUACAACGAACGAUGUAGCAAAGGAACUUGCAGCAGACCUAAAAGCUUCAGUCGAUAUCAUCAAUCACCGUGGCCCAGAUGACUCAGGGAUAUGGAUCAGUGCAAACGAGCAAGUCGGACUCGCCCACUGCCGACUGUCAAUCAACGAUCUAUCCUCUGCAGGGCGACAACCACUUCACAGUAGCGACAACCAACUACAUGCUGUGGUGAAUGGUGAAAUUUACGACUACGCUCGCCUCCGUCAUGAAUGUGAAACAAUUUACAAUUAUCCUUUCCAGAGCGACAGUGACAGCGAGCUUGUUUUGGCGCUGUAUAAGAUCCACGGCGCCCCGGAAUUUCUCACCCAUCUACGAGGCGAAUUCGCAUUCGUCCUCUACGAUGGCCGCGACGGAGCUCAGAGGUUGAUCGCCGCACGCGAUCGUUAUGGAAUAAAACCACUGGUGUAUACUCGCGUCGGGUCCAAACUACUCGUCGCUUCCGAGGCGAAGGCAUUCUUGCCCUUGGGCUGGAAACCGCGCUGGGACGUGCGUGCCAUUGCUGAUGCUGGAUGGAUGUUCGAUGGCCGAACGUUGUUCCGUGGAGUUCGAAAGGUCUUGCCUGGGCAUUAUCUUGAUAUUACAGAACAAGGUGUGCGGCAGGUCAAGUAUUGGGAUGCGGAAUACGAAGACAAGAGUAAACCCGAGACUCGCACUAUCGACGAAAUGAUAUCGGGGGUUCGUGAGAGGUUGGUCGAGUCUGUUCGUCUUCGCCUGCGUGCCGAUGUCCCCAUCGGAAUCUACUUGUCCGGAGGGAUCGACUCUUCUGCCAUUGCCGGGAUAGUUACGGACCUCGCGCGCAAGGAAAAUGUAAAGAUAGGGAACGAGGAGACUGCUCGUGUCACCUGUUUCAGUGUGGCGUUUCCGGAGACAUCUGGGUAUGAUGAAUCACACAUUGCUGAGCGAACGGCCGAUUGGCUGGGAGUGAAGACUAUAAAGAAAACCAUCACCGAGGACACCCUGGCUGAAGACUUUGCGGACGCCGUGUUCCACUGUGAGCAUCAUCAUUUUGACCUCAACUUUGUAGCCAAGUUUGCCCUCUCGACUCUGCCCCAGGAACACGGUAUCAAAGUUGUUAUCACCGGUGAAGGCGCCGACGAGCAUUUCGCUGGUUAUCCAUACUUUCCUGCCGAGUUCCUUCGCGAAGCUGACGAGUCUCUGCCCGACUCACCAUUAUCACAAAACAGUGACCUUCGAAAUGAAAUGUUCCAGGCUGUGCAGCGGGAAAUGAAAGGAAUCUGGCGAAAUGGUGGCGCAACAGCAUAUGAGGAUAGGCCAGCCCUUCCAUCCAUCGCGGGUGUCGGAGCAACAGCUAUGAGCGAUAAUCUUUUGCCGUGGCAUCCAACGGCCACUAUAUUUGCUCCUUGGCUGCAAAACCGGCAAGGUGCUGAAUAUGACUGUCGUAGAACGGUCCUUGCUUCUUACGCGAGCGAUGUUCAAGCUAGAAUGCGGUCACGAUGGCACCCUCUGCACACAUCUAUGUAUAUGUGGAACAAGAACUCUCUGGCGAAUGUCCUGCUAUCGUGUCUUGGCGACCGUACUGAGAUGGCACACAGUGUCGAAGCACGUACGCCAUUUCUGGACCACCACCUCACUGAGUACGUGAAUCGGUUGCCACCCAGUGUCAAACUGCACUAUGCGGGCUGGAAUGGUGCGAAAGGUGGUAAAUUGGGCCCUAUUUGGAAUAAGUCCAACAUGGCCUUGCAGUCGCUCAGCGAAAAAUGGAUUUUGCGCCAGGCCGUGCGUCCUUACAUUACGGACGAGUUGUAUACACGGAAAAAACAACCUUUCCUUGCUCCAACUCGAUGGGCUAAGGAGGGACCAUUGCAUCAAAUGUUCAAGUUAUUACUAACCCAACAAGUAGUGGAAGAACUGGGCUUUGUUAACUACACAACGGUCCAAGAGGCCAUGGAAAUAGCUUGGGGUGAGAAGGCUGACCCCAAAGCCUUCCGGCUCUUGGUAUAUUGUGGCGCUUGGGUGGUCCUUGGCCAGCGCAUGGGUGUAGCCAAGGCGGAUGUAUCUGACUGGGAAAUCAUUGUAUAA